CUGUAUUUCCGGUUUUGGAGCACGCUUUUCCUUCCGCGGGUUUGUGAAACGACACAGUAUCGCCGUGUGAAACGUGAAGAAACGGACUCAAAAUGAGCAAAGCGCACCCUCCUGAGUUGAAAAAGUUCAUGGACAAGAAGCUUUCACUGAAGCUGAAUGGAGGCCGGCAUGUGCAGGGGAUUCUGCGUGGGUUUGAUCCCUUCAUGAACCUGGUGAUGGACGACUGUCUAGAAAUGGGUCCCGGUGGACAACAGAGCACCAUCGGCAUGGUGGUGAUCCGAGGAAACAGCAUCAUCAUGUUGGAGGCUUUGGAGCGAGUGUAGUCCUGUUGAAGUCUCUCCUUCCUUUGUUUGAAAGAGAAGCUGAAGAUGUCUCGUUUUUCUUGUUUGGAAAUGUUGAUCUUUUAUGUGCGUUUGUGAAUAAAUAUUUUUUUCUUUAUAUUUCA
Molecule: messenger RNA, 445 nt
Organism: Synchiropus splendidus (mandarinfish)
Lineage: Eukaryota; Metazoa; Chordata; Actinopteri; Syngnathiformes; Callionymidae
Gene: snrpg
Product: small nuclear ribonucleoprotein polypeptide G
Exons: 4
Coding region: 93-323 (76 amino acids)
Biological process (GO): spliceosomal snRNP assembly; mRNA splicing, via spliceosome
Cellular component (GO): catalytic step 2 spliceosome; U2 snRNP; U1 snRNP
Molecular function (GO): RNA binding
Source: RefSeq, a predicted model, not a curated record